Molecule: messenger RNA, 1474 nt
Organism: Cyphomyrmex costatus
Lineage: Eukaryota; Metazoa; Arthropoda; Insecta; Hymenoptera; Formicidae
Product: Krueppel-like factor 3
Exons: 3
Coding region: 226-1371 (381 amino acids)
Biological process (GO): regulation of transcription by RNA polymerase II
Molecular function (GO): RNA polymerase II cis-regulatory region sequence-specific DNA binding; DNA-binding transcription factor activity, RNA polymerase II-specific
Source: RefSeq, a predicted model, not a curated record
UGCACCGCGAGACACCCGCAAGUUUACGUGUACCGAUCGUCGCUCCAGUUAUCUCUCGACGAGGGCUCGGCGUGCGCGCGCGCGCGCGCUCCGUUCUUCCGCUCGUUUCUUUCUCUCCUGUUUUAUUCUGACUUGAGAAACAGGGUGUCUGGUUCUCUCAUUUUUUUUUUUUUUUCUUUCUUUCUUAUCUGAAGCCACGAAUCGUGCUCAUCGUUCCGCAUAAAUAUGGAUACGAAUCAGGCGCCUCUUUCCCCACCGGCCUCGCCCCAGUUGAAACAUAUGGAACCACUACAGUUAUCGUUCAGCGUCGCGGCUCUAUUAGGGGAGAAGCUUUCGGAUCAGUCGACAAGAUCCAAGCGGAAAGAAGAGGACGCGGGUUCCCAUCCCGUCCUACCGCCUACCCCUCAGCCCUCCGACUCGGAGGAGGAUGAGCCACCCCGAAAACGGCGAUGCGUCGAGCAAUGCGAGCUGGCGAAGCUGUUGCUAGACGGUACGCCGCCGCCAAGCCCAGAGCCAGCCCGGGUUUCGGUAAUAAUGCGUGCCAAUCGAGACGGUACCUGCAGCCCGGCCAAUCUCGCUGGUUGCCCCGCGAUCUGCGGCCGACCGGUACCACGUGAUUUGCCCGCGCGACAGUCAACCAGUCCGCAAGCGAACGUGCGAGCGAACGUAACGGGACCAGUGGAGGACGUGCUGCGCAGUCUGAAGUUCAAGAUGAGCUUGCGCAAAGAGGAAAUCAUUGUGAACAGCAAGAACACCGAUCGCGAAAGCUGCCAACAGCAGCAACAAUUACCGAAAUUGCAACCCUUGGCGCCCAAACCCACCCCCAUUGUGGUAGCGGGCUUGUUGGGCUCACCCUUGGUCUUACCACGAACACCCCUUCUCUUAGUCGCAAGUGCAGCGCCGACUGUGACCACCGCCACGACCACGACGACGAGUACAGGCGUGGCAGAGGCACGACGUCGCGUUUACGAAUGCGAGUACCCGGGUUGUGGCAAGAACUACUUCAAGUCGUCACACCUGAAGGCUCACACGCGUACCCACACCGGCGAACGACCGUUUCCGUGCCCGUAUGAGGAUUGCAACCGUCGUUUUUCACGCAGCGACGAACUGUCGCGGCACAAGCGCACGCAUACCGGCGAGAAGAAGUUCGCCUGUGCCGUCUGCCAGAGACGAUUCAUGAGGAGCGAUCAUCUGGCGAAGCACGUGAAACGCCACGCCAGGGACAAGUCCUCUACGUCGUCUUCCUCGAAUGGUCAGAUCGUCGCCUCCCAGAUGGCCCCGACGCCGCUGAGGGUGAGUUUGCUGCCGGUGUUGGCGCCGCGGCUGACGCGACCCGUUCAACAGCUGGUACCUCCUCAGCUGGCGGCUUGAAGGACGCACUCUCGAUAUAAGCGCUCCGAAAUCGCUUGAGAGUUGUACUUUGUCAAUCACGUGUGUGCCUCAGAAUCGAAUUGGAUUGCUUCUAGCAUUUGAA